AUGCACUUGCCUGUUUGCGCCCAGGCUGGAGGAGUCCUCGCCUGUGGGCUUGAUCAUCCUGCUCACCUCGAGCCACGGCCUCAAUCGCCUCCGCCUGCCCAGCUUACAUGGCUCUGCCUUGUCGCCGUAUUGCAUGGGCACAGGCACUUGCACAUUGCUGAGCAAUCACCUCGCUGCUAUGUUGGCUCAUGUCAGCAGACGCCCCCGGAUCAGUUGGGGCUGACUCGGCCUGGAUCUCUCAUGGGCAAGGCGAAUCGCCUUCAGAGGGGCAAGCAGCACAAGGGCCGUCGCACAAGGGAGACCCCUCGCCCGGAGGAGAGUGUGGCCGCUGCCAAAGCAGGCCCUGGCCCAGCUCCCAGCGGCUCGAGCUCCUCGGGGACGACCUUCAAGGUCUUGGUGCUCGCGCCACGGCGCUUCAUCCGCCUCUUCGAGGCUCAACCGCCGUAUUUGGCUGGAACUCCGGGCGUUAUCCUGCCAGAUGACAUUCCUGGCACUCCGCUGAGCACAACCACGGCCCCGCUCGCUGGCCAGACCACAUGCAAGGUCAUGCUUAUCCCGGUGACGCCGCGCUCCUGGACAAUCUCAGAGAAGAAUGUGGGAGGCGUAGGGAUCACCUGCGGGGAGGUGCAGAUGUGCACAGCAAGGCCGCUCCUGGCCAAUGUGAUGAUGCGAGCGGCCGAAGAUGGAAGUCUUGCCAAGGCCCUCAGCCGAGUCCGGUGGCCUGAGUCCGAAGACGCACCACUAGGGCACACGGAUUCUGAGAGCGACACUGUGGAGGCGCUGGAACCCGGAGAUGGUCUGCCACCCCCGUCGCAGGAGAACAUACUGCGUGCGGACCCAGCAGCCUCCACUCUCCUGUCGCACACCUUCCAAGGAAUCUCCCCUCCGGAGACCAUGCUGGAGAGUGUCCCAGAGAUGGUGAAGCUCCCGGUGGCCUCACAGGAUCCGCCCAGCACGUGCCAGCCUCUGCCUACGAGGCGAUGGCGACGGCGUCAGCUCUCUCAACUUGAGGCGGAGGCGGAAGCACAUGCCAAGGCAGAGGCUGACCCUCAGACGGUUACCUCAAAGGGCCUCCCGAGUCGAUCCCCUUUUUCUCCGAUCACCCGGACAGACACCAAACGGGUGCGGCCUGAGAAGCGCAGCUCUACAUCCAGUUCUAAUGAUGACAGCUCCUCUGGUCGAUCGGGGCGGAGCCAAGGCCACGAGCCCCGCCGUUUCACAGACACGGGCAUGACUCAGCCUGGCACUCCGACCAGCCCGGCAUAUAUGUGCGCUUCCUCUGCAUCUCCUGCGAGAAUCUUCAUGCGCCUUGCAGUAGUGAUGUUCUCACUGCCCAGGUCCUUGGGUGCUGCUCAUGGACAGUGGUCUUUUUGCGAGGCCCUCAGUCUGCCGCGCUACCUUCACUUACCAGUAGCCUGCCACACACAUCAGUGGAGCCCCCAGCAGGCCAUGCUUCUGCCACCCAGCCGUUUUAGCCCUCAGCCACACGCUGGUGCCUCCUUCUCUGGGCCAUGGCACCUGUUCGCAAGCGGCCAGCCGGUCGACUUCAAAGCCUGCAACCAGAGCUACCUCUACGACUCCGGCGAAGCGCCCUGCACGCUCAACCAACAAGUCCGCGCCUCCGACUCGGACCAGAUCGAUCGAGAAAUGGCGGCUCGAGGCCUUCCACCGCCCCCAGUUCCACCUCUCUGUGAGAACGAUGAGCCGCGUGGUCCGCCGCCUCCACGACCAGUCCGGUAUGAUGAUGGUCCUGGCUCGCUCAGUGAAUCAGAGGGUCCGUGCAUCACGGAUAGCAGCUCGCUGCUCUCCCUUGUGGCCGCUGCAAACGGCGUGGGCUAUCAGGAUGUAGCCCCCAGCGAUGCACAUGCCACAGGCAUCAAGCGUGCAUACAACCGGGCAGUCAGACGAGCACAAGCGAGCCCCUUGCAGGGAACCUUCUAUCGUGGCCGAUGGUGCUCCUUUCGAGCACCUGUCCUCUCGCCGCAGCCUCGGAUGGACCGUCGUCCCCAGCUGCAUGCUGCCGCCCCUGCCUCUGCCGCCAGGCUUCUGCAUGUCUCUUACAAUGCGGGUGGGCUGACGGGUGAAUCCUACCAGGAGUUGAUGCAGUGGCUAGCCCAGCUGCCUCCAGAGCAGUGCCCAAUGAUAGUGCACAUCCAGGAAACGCAUUGGUCGCACGAUCAGGAAUACAGCACACCAGGCUGGCACAUCAUAUCGUCGGCCUGCUCCUCCCCUAAGGCAGGGGGUCUCCUCACCCUAGUCAGCGCUCAGCUCUGUUCGGCAAAUCAGAUCUCAUCCUCCUCUCGCGUCGCAGGCAGGCUGCUCCACGUACGCAUCGAUCUGGGAGACCGCACGGUGGAUGCAAUUAACACCUACCAGAAGGUUUAUCAUUCUGGCAGCACGAGAAUCGAGAAAGGUCAGACUCAAACCGCGGCCGAUCAGCGCAUGGGCGUCUGGACAUCUCUUCGUGGUCUCCUUAAAGAGAUUCCAAUCCGUCACCAUUUAAUUUUGUCUGGUGACUUCAACUCGCCUGCCCCGCUCAUCUCCGAACUGGUGGGAAGCAAGGCCAGGGCAUUUCGCACACCGAUGGUCCCAGACCUGGCUGCCUUGGAGGCACUGCUCGUAGAUUUUCAGCUGCUUCAUCUUAACAGUUGGACUCGCAGAGCCGGCCCCACCUUUCUUUCCCCUCAGCAACCAUCUCAGAUCGAUCAUGUCUUUGUGCGCAAGGCCACCGCCGAUAUGCCUGCCCGCGGCGGCAGCCCCUGCAACUGGCCUCUGGCGACUUGGAGACAAGGGGGACGCCAUCGACCGGUGCAGGUCUCACUUCCCAUUCGACCCUACCGCGCCCUGGGCAAGAAUCAACCCAAACGUGCCCUCCUUGAUCUCCAAGGCCUACGCAACGCCUGUCGCGACCCGAGUCAUCCAGGAAUUCGGCACCUUCGUGCCUCCGUCGAGGCCCUGCUCUCCGAUUCCCCCGAGGCUACUGUCGAAGAGGUUAACUCUCACGUUCUUCAACAAGCGACGGCGGUGUUCCCAGCUGUCCGUAACCAGGGACGCGUCGUCCCCUGGCAAUCCCCCACUGUUGAACUCAGUGUUAAAGGUAUGUGGCAAGCCUACCACUGCUGGCAGCAUGGACCGACGACAGGACGUCGAAACGUCUUUGCUCUCUGGCGUGCCUACUCCGCCUUUCGCCGCGCACAUAAGCAGUUCCGUCAGAGGACUCGCGAAGCUAAACGGGCCUGGUUUCAUGAUCAAAUUCUUGGUAUGGAGCGAGCAUCUGCUGCCGGGGACGUUAGAGCGCUCUUUCGUCUGGCUGGCGCCCUCCUGCCCAAGCAACCACGUCGCAAACUCCAGCUCCGAGGUCCCAACGGUGAGCUUUGGUCCCCUACGCAACAGGUGGACUGCCUCAAAACCUUCUUUCAGGAUCUGUAUGCGCCGGAGGACGAACCGGCACUACCACCUCUACCGCCACUUCAAGCUCCCACCAUUUCCUCCUCUGAGGCCCACCAUCGACUUACACGGCUCCCGGUACACAAAGCCACCCCAGCGCAUCAGGCACCCACGGCGGCGAUUGUUGCCUGUGCUGAUCUUCUUGCGCCCUGGCUCAGUGACAAGGUCGGGUCUCUCUCCUCCUUCCCGGCUGUAUGGUCAGACUGCUGGCUGGCCUUAAUGCCCAAGGUCAGUCAUCCAGUACUCCCACACUGA
This is a messenger RNA of Symbiodinium sp. CCMP2592, 3702 nucleotides long. The record is from the annotation of a GenBank genome assembly. NCBI's taxonomy places the organism in Eukaryota, Dinophyceae, Suessiales, Symbiodiniaceae.